CUCGAGGAUUUGCAAAAUAACUUUAGUACUCUCAACCAAUAUUUUUUCUACAAAUAAAAUAAACGAUAAUAUAAUUGAUGACGGUCGUACUUUCAGCGAGUACAGCGAGUCAAGUUCAAGACUAAUAAAUGUCGCUAGAGACCCCAAGAUCGAGUGCCGGACUCACCACCCCGCGCACAUUUGAGGAAGUAUUCUCUGAUUACGAUAAUUUUCAGGAGUUGCUGGAUGAAACCGAAAAAUGUAUCGACGAACAAGAGGAAUUGUGGUCUUGCUCAAGCUCUUCCAGCCAUUUGUUGAAUAACGAUGAUGUCAAGUUGAAUGCAAUAGUAUCGCGAUUGGUCAAUGCAUGUUUCGACUACAACAAAUGCGAGAGCGAAAAUUUGGACAAGCUUUCUCUCUUAGAGAUUAAAUUUACCGAAGAAUUGAUGGCCAGGCAUCGACAAAUGUCAAGUCGCGUAUAG
This is a messenger RNA of Phymastichus coffea, 461 nucleotides long. RefSeq lists its product as uncharacterized. The transcript has 4 exons. The record is from RefSeq and is a predicted model, not a curated record. The coding region runs from base 129 to 461 and encodes 110 amino acids. Lineage: Eukaryota; Metazoa; Arthropoda; Insecta; Hymenoptera; Eulophidae.